This is a messenger RNA of Pogona vitticeps (central bearded dragon), 2629 nucleotides long. RefSeq names its product shisa family member 9 (gene SHISA9). Gene Ontology annotation, biological process: regulation of AMPA receptor activity; regulation of short-term neuronal synaptic plasticity. NCBI's taxonomy places the organism in Eukaryota, Metazoa, Chordata, Lepidosauria, Squamata, Agamidae. Gene Ontology annotation, cellular component: postsynaptic density; postsynaptic membrane; AMPA glutamate receptor complex. The record is from RefSeq and is a predicted model, not a curated record.
UCUGGCGGGCUGGCGCCGAAAAGGAUGAAGGGCUUCCUCGGCUUGUUUUUGGGCUACUUGGCGGCGGACCUGCUGAGCCUCUGGUGCCGAGCGCAGGAGCGAUCCGGGCAACACUUGGGCAGCAUCGUGAUGCUCUCCGGGGGCAACCAGAGCCGUCUCGGGGAGCAGCAGCAGCAGCAACAGCCGCCGCCCCCGGCGCAGGUGGAAGCCUCGGAGGCGCCGCCGACCCCGGAGGAGUGCCGGGGCUACUUCGACGUGAUGGGCCAGUGGGACCCGUCCUUCAACUGCAGCGUGCGGGAGUACCCUUUCUGCUGCGGGACCUGCGGGUUCCGCUUCUGCUGCAAGUACGUCAAGGGCCGCCUGGAUCAGGACGUGUGCACCAACUACAUCAAGCCCCCCUGGCUGAACGGGCGCAAGACCCCCAACCGCCCCGUCGACCCCUCCCACGACCCCACCCGCGACAAGACCAACCUCAUCGUCUACAUCAUUUGCGGGGUGGUCGCCGUCAUGGUGAUGGUGGGCAUCUGCACCAAACUGGGCUUGGAGAAAGCGCAUCGACCUCAGCGGGAGCGCAUGUCCAGAGCUCUGGCUGAUGUUAUGCGUCCAGAAGCUCCGUGCACAACAGAUCAUAUGGACAGAGAUCUCAACAUUGUGGUUCAUGUACAACAUUAUGAGAACAUGGAGACAAGACCGCCUCCGAAUAAUUUGCAUGCGACACAAAUGAACAAUGCAGUGCCUGCAUCGCCACUUCUCCCACAGCUGACACAUCCACAUUCAUACCCAAGCAUGGGACAGAUCACAAAUCCAUAUGAACAGCAGCCACCGGGAAAGGAGCUGAACAAGUAUGCAUCCCUAAAAGCAGUAGCUGACAAGGGCAGUGAUGACUUCUACUCAAAACGGCGCCAUCUUACAGACCUGGCUACGAAAGGGAACCUGCCACUACACCCAGUGCGGGUUGAGGACAACCGACCGUACAUCCUUGAAGGUGGUACGAUGAAACAAAAUGGGCACAAAUCGAAAGCCACAAAGCCACACAUGCACCCUUUAGCUUACAAAACCUGGGACCCUAGCGAUCAGUCCCUCCGACGCCAAGCCUAUGCAACCAAAGGGAGAAACCUCGUGGGGGAUCCCACCCUGAGCGACCCAUUGACGACACAGAGUCAGCAUUACUUACCCACUCAGCCAUACUUCAUUACUAACAGCCAGACAGAAGUGACUGUCUGAGGUUGAGUCUCUUUUACUCCCUCUUUCUUUCCUUCUUUUUUUUUUUAAAGAUCCACUCUGGGGAAACAAAACAAAACAAACAGAACUGGAAGAUGCAAAAAAAAAAUUUGACAGUGAUGGUGAUGCGUAAAUAAAGGUGAUGCAUAAUUAAAACUCAAAACAGGGAGAGAUAGACAUCCUUAGUUGAUGAGAGAUAGACAGUCCUAUUCAGGGUAGCCAGCUAUAAACUGAAGAUUGGGUUAGCGCUAUAUAGCAAUACACUGAAGGUUGUUCAAACUCCAUUUGAAUGUUAUGCUGGAAAUCAGUCUCUCUCCUCCCUCCCUCUCUCCCUCUCUCCCUCCCUCUGUCCUUCUCCAAAUUCAAAUCCAUGAAGAGAAAUAGCACAAUUUAGAGACACCAUCUGUCUGCUAAAGAACUCUUUCCAUGAUGUUCCCGGCUUGAUGCAAGCAGGGGCACAAAGACAUACUGAAAAAUACUGUUACGGUCAGGACACUUUUCGUACAUAUUUUGAGAUUAAUCCUGUUCAUAAACCUGCUGAGGAGGAAAAAGCUGAAACAAAGAGCAAAACAUCGUGAUAGAAAUUUUAAUGCUUAUCGUCAACAUUUUUGGUACCAUCGCUAUCAAAGAUCCAAGCAAAAAAUAUAUGCAUACGUAGAGGAAAGAGAAGAAGACUCAAGCAAAGUCUAGGAAGACUGUUACUAUUAUAAGCAUAUGGAGACUUUCUAGUUCGUGGGGAAUAUGGACAGGCUGGCUUUUGUUUCGGUUCAAUGACACACAUUUUUCAGGAUUUUCAUGUUGGUGGGAAAAAUAGAAGAAUAACAAUGAGGACGAGCAUUCCUCUCACCCUGAUCAGAACCGCCCCUUUUCAUGGGCACACAGCAAGCAUAGCUGCUUAUCAUCCUGCGGCUUCUUUUAACUCUCCCUCUCCACCUCAAUUUUCAAUUACUUUGGACUGAAGAUACAUACGUGUGGGUGGUGCCUUUAUUGUAUUACUAAUGUUCGAUGACAGUCUUGUUUUCAAGUGAAACUUGUAUCAGAGUCUUUCCUCAUGUUUACAGGCAGCUCAGCCAGUCCCAUGUCCCCUCAUUCAUUUUUUUUCCUGAGAACAAUCCCAUCCCAAGUUUCAUUGUUUUGUUGUGGUUCCACACAGCUUGCCCAGAGGUUGCAUUCCUGCCUUGACUCUUUUUUUCCAUUGAAGUGUAUGUUUCUAGCCUCAGUUUGUCCUCAAGACACACAUGCCAUGUUCACAUUUAUGAAGUUAUUCCUUUGUAAACUGUUCCCUCCCUGUCACCGUCUCUCUCUCUCUCACUCUCUCUUUCUUCACAGCUCCCCCCCUAUUGUUAAUCCUUCUUUUACAGGUCCACGUAGUUUAAGUGGUUUUUUUGGGGGGCACACAUGCUACAAU